Haplochromis burtoni (Burton's mouthbrooder) is the source of this 1338-nucleotide messenger RNA. RefSeq names its product ion channel TACAN. Gene Ontology annotation, cellular component: membrane. The coding region runs from base 87 to 1106 and encodes 339 amino acids. Lineage: Eukaryota; Metazoa; Chordata; Actinopteri; Cichliformes; Cichlidae. The transcript has 12 exons. Gene Ontology annotation, biological process: fat cell differentiation. The record is from RefSeq and is a predicted model, not a curated record.
CACCAUCAGAUUUCAACUCAUUUCAUGGUGCUCGAACACCAUCGACCCUAAGCUGAUGUGCUGUUUUUAGCGCUACUGUUUACAAAAUGUCAGAAAAUUUGAAAAACAUCCUGGAGGAAUGGAAAGGUCUGGAAGAAGAGUAUCAGCAACUUCAGGAGACACACAGAAUGUAUUUAAAGAAACUGGAUGAACUUUCCAAACUGCAAAACAACUGCUCUUCCUCUAUCUCCCGUCAGAGGACAAGACUGAAUGAGAUAUCCCAACUGGUGAAAAAAUCCAGCAAAGGGUCAUCAGAAGAAGAUGCCAGGAUUCUGGAUGACAUAAAAGAGAAAAUCAAGAUUCGACCAAAUGCUUUCUUUCAGAUGGAGGCUUUCCUUCCCAAGAAAAAUAGCCUAUACCUCAGUCUGGUUCUUGGAAAUGUGAAUGUCACGCUUUUCAACAAGCAGUCAAAAUUUGCUUACAAAGAUGAAUAUGAGAAGUUCAAGCUGUGCCUCACAGUCCUUCUGCUGCUGUUCUCCUUCAUUUGCUAUUUCUUUGUGAGCUACAGAUUUUCUGACGUAAUCCUCAAUUUUCUGCUGGUGUGGUACUAUUGUACCUUAACUAUCAGGGAGAGUAUCCUCAUCACCAAUGGCUCCAGAAUCAAAGGUUGGUGGGUUUUUCAUCACUACAUAUCAGCGGUUUUGUCCAGUGUAAUGCUGACUUGGCCAGAGGGAAACCUGUACCACAUGUUCAGGAACCAGUUCCUCGCCUACUCUCUGUAUCAAAGUUUCGUUCAGUGUCUGCAGUGCUAUUAUCAGAGCGGAUGUCUGUACAGACUGCGAGCCCUGGGAGAAAGACACAACAUGGAUCUGACUGUUGAGGGAUUUCAGUCCUGGAUGUGGAAAGGGCUGACGUUUCUUUUACCCUUCCUGUUUUUUGGUCAUUUCUGGCAGCUCUUCAACGGGCUGUCUCUAUUCAGAAUGGCUCAGCUCCCAGAGUGUAAAGAAUGGCAGGUUUCAGUGUGUGGGCUCUGCUUCCUUAUUCUCUUUGCGGGAAACUUCUUCACCACUGUUGCAGUCGUUCGUCAGAAGUUAAAGACCAGGAAUCAGAAGCCAAAGAGCCUGUGAUGCAGGAAAUUAUAACAAGGCGGCACAGUGGUCCUGAGUUCAAUUCCACCAUCAGACUGGGGUCUUUCUGUGUGGAGUUUGCAUGUUCUCCCCGUGUUUGCUUGGGUUCCCUCCUGGUACUCCUCCCACCAUUAAAUGACAUGCAGAUUGCUGGGAUAGGUUAAUUGAUUAAUCCAAAUUACACCAUAGGUGUGAAUGUGAGCACGAAUGGUUGUCUGUCUCUGUGUGUUAG